AUGACUCGAAAAAGCCUAUCUGAUUUGAAAUAUCCGCAAAGGUCCCAUCCGCGCUUUAGCGUUGACGAGGCUAAGGAGCGGAUACGGGAGCGGCAACGCCAAAAUAGGGCUCGUCGACGAGCAGAGAGGGAAUCUAAAGAAGACCGGGUUGUUCCCCUAGAGGACCGACCAGCUCAGUCCCGUCCUGAGAUUUCGGAAGAGGAGGGGCUAAAGACAUGUUUUAACUCCAAUGAGCAUGAAAUAAGCAUUUCUAGUGGUUUGGACCGCGCGAUUAAUAUGAGGUUUCCCUCUGAUGCAGAUCAAGAUCCUCAUGUCCUUCACCGCCGUCGUCUCGAUGCCAUCCGUGCUAAGGAGUACCGCAAACGCCAGAAAGAACGAUACAUUGACACUACCACUUGUGUCUUAGGCUCUCUAGGGGCUGAGCAGCCCUAUCCGGAUCAGAGCAAUGAAGCUAGCUCGUCCCUAUCGGCAUCACUCUCAACCAUACACGAUACCGUGAUAGAAACUAGUCUUGGCGACGACGUCGAUUACUCGCUAGGUGAUACGCCCACUUGUCUAGGAGAGGAGGCCCAUACCGGUGAGACAGGUGGAAGUGAUAUAGAGUGUGACCAACAUCACCAAGAAAACUUCGUUGAGGUGGACUCGGCCGAUAAUGAAGAAUAUGAGACCGACUCUCAGAUUCCGGAGUGGUAUGCUGAAGACCAGCCAAAUCUUAUCGAGGAUGACUCCUAUACCGAUCUAGAAUAUGCGACCGAGAAGCUGGCGCAACAAUUUCUAGGCGGGAUCCAUGGAUGUAGCGCUGAUCAGCACCGGGAAUCUCUUACGGCCCAUGUCAGAGCUGAGGGAGACGUCAAUCAUUACAAGUUAAAUCAGCUCUUCCACCAAGCUGUCCCUCAUACUCUGGAUAAGCCACAGCUCCUCCCACAGCAAGUUUACCAGGAAAAGUCGCCCCUCAGCCCUGCCCAAUGGCAGGAGUUAUUCUCCGGGGUAACUCCCUCGCACUUGGAUAGCAAGCCAAAGCAAGUCUGUCUUCAUGCUGAACAGGCCCAGCGAAUACCGCCGAAAACCUCCUUCGACGUGGACAGUAUCUUGGGCUUCGUGGACUCCCCGGCCGUAGCAGUGCACGGGAUCCGAUUCUAUUCGGCCCCGCAAUACUAUCAAAACAUUCAUAACGAUGUCCAUCUCACUAUCAAACGGGUGACUGAUGACCACCACCGGCCCCGAUUGCUCACGUCCAGACUAAAAGACGUGCCACAUUUCCUCUUCGCACGGGUUGAAGGCGCUGAUUUCCUAACUCUCCAUCUCUUCUUUCCGCAUUUACUCUGCCAUCAGGACUUUACGAGGUUGACCGACAAGCAGUUCACACGGUGGUUUGAUCAGAUCUUCUAUCCUGCCCUCCGUCGAGUCUGCACCACUGAUCACCUCCAGCGCCUACCGGCGAGUUAUCGGCAUGCCUUAGCCACCUGCCGUGCUUCCCGGAUUGAGAAUCGUUUGCACGAAACGCCCGGCCACCAGCCUCAGCUACAGAUGUCGUAUUUCCUACCGCCGCAAUGCCUGACUCAGCUGUGGCAGUACGUCCUCGCGACGGUCGAACAGCCUGGAUUACAAGAUUUUCGUGACCCCGAGCUAUUAGUCGAGGCGAAAGGGACUAAACUACGGUUUAAAUCUGCUGAUACGCCAUCCGAUAUGCUCGCAGUCAUGGAGAGUUUCGACCGCGAGCUGCAUCGCGUUUUAAAUUUCUCUCACGUGUUACACGAGCGGCUAUACGCUGACGUGGGCAAGGAAACCUGCCCGCAAGACGGAAGCACAAACAUACAUCUGGCGACGCUGUUGCCUCCGGAAUCAUCUCCAUCAGCUUUAUGA
This is a messenger RNA of Penicillium canescens, 1863 nucleotides long. RefSeq lists its product as uncharacterized. The record is from RefSeq and is a predicted model, not a curated record. The transcript has 2 exons. Lineage: Eukaryota; Fungi; Ascomycota; Eurotiomycetes; Eurotiales; Aspergillaceae. Bases 1 to 1863 code for a protein of 620 amino acids.